UCGCCCUGCAGGGGACGCGCAUUGUUCAAAAACCAAACGCUGUCGGGUAAAACAAUUCAGCUGAGGUACACUGAGCGUUUCUCUGCUUCGAUACCAAGAAGAAGCGAUAGGUAAGCAUGGCGCUGACUUUGUCCUCCCCGUGUGGGUUCCGCUCUGAUGAGGACGAGGAUAUGGCUGUGUUUGAGUCUACGGCAGCAGAGCAUGGAGGCAUGUCCAGGCCACGUCUACCUGAGAUCUCUGUUAUCUCCCCUGGCCUGGACAACCAGCCGUCCAUUUUAAUUCCGAAAAUUGCAGGGAAACCUGCAGCGGUGAGACAAGGAAGCUGUGAGGAAGGGAACACAGAGAGAGUGAAGGUUUUUCUGCGCAUCCGACCACUCACUGAGACGGAGAGUGAUAGGGGAGAAGAGCAGGGUUGUGUAGCUGUCCAAGACGAGGAGACUCUGCUGCUCAAAGCUCCAAAAGAAUCUCAUAACAUGAGAACAGCAGAGAGGGGCAUCACCCAGAGCAUGCACAAGUUCAGUUUCUCAAAGAUUUUUGGGCCAGAGACCACACAACAGCAGUUUUAUGAGUGCGUGAUGAAGACGAUGGUGAAAGACGUGCUUCAUGGAGAAAACCGACUCCUCUACACGUAUGGCGUCACCAAUUCUGGAAAGACUUACACUAUUCAAGGCAGCGGUCGAGAGGCAGGCCUCCUGCCCCGGGCUUUGGUAUCCAUGUUCAGGAAACUGCAGGGUCGUCUCUACGGUGCCAUGGACCUUAAGCCUGUCAUGAAUCAGGAUGUGAGGCACCUUGACUCUGGUGAGGUCUGGGCUGAGGAAAUCCGCAGAAACUCUCUGCUCAAAGAGGAUGAGAAUAUGAAUUCUCGUCGAGGUGGUACCACUACAGUCUGGGACAGCGGCAUCGGAGGACUAUCCUCUACAAGUCACAUUGCCACGCAGCUUGAAGACACUGACAGUGUUUGUCUGGAGCCUGACAGCCUUUCACACAGUGGAGAUGAUCUGGAAGAAGGAGUGCAGUUUUCUAUCUGGGUGUCCUUCUACGAGAUCUACAAUGAGUUCUUGUAUGACCUCCUGGAUUCUUCACCCUCCCUGCAGCUCAGGAAAAGGGUCACGCUGCGGCUUAGUGACGACAAGCACGGCAACCCCUAUGUGAAAGACCUCACCUGGAUCCAGGUCCGCAGUGCAGAGGAAGCAUGGAGAAUUCUGAGGGCUGGACGUCGUAACCAGAGCUUUGCCAGCACUCACCUCAACCAAAACUCCAGCCGCAGCCACAGCAUUUUUUCCAUCCGUGUCCUGCAUGUCCGUCCAGAAGCAGAUCAAACCCAGGCCAUGCACAUCAGCGAACUGACUGUGUGUGAUCUGGCUGGGUCUGAGCGCUGUAAAGAGCAGCGUAAUGGUGAGAGGAUGAAGGAGGCCAGCAACAUCAACACCUCCCUUUUAACACUGGGACGCUGUAUUGCUGCUCUGAGGCAGAACCAGAACAACAAAUCACGACCCCCUCAGGUGGUGCCCUUCAGGGACAGUAAACUGACUCGGGUCCUGCAGGGUUUCUUCUGUGGCAGAGGAACCUCCAGCAUGGUGGUCAACAUCAACCCAUGUGCCUCCAUCUAUGACGAGACCCUCCAAGCCCUCAAAUUCUCAGCUAUUGCCACUCAACUGGUCCAUGGCCCGUCCACAAAGACCAGAGUGGCCUACAUCCUGUCCAUGCUGCGUGAGCCAGCAGCAAACGGUAACGACAGCUUGAUAAUGGAAGAAGAAGAAGAUGAGAGUGAUGUUGAAGAUGGAGAUAUCACCAUGUUAAAUACCGAGGCUUUGCUGCAGGCCAUUGAUGUCCUGAAGAGAGAGGUGCAGCGCCAGCGGGAAGAGAAGGAGGCUCUUGAGGCAAAUGUGAGAGAGCAGGUGGUCUCUGAGAUGAUGGAGAUCAUCAAUGGGAUGCAAGAAGGAUUCAGUGAGACCUUGGAGGCAGAGAGAGCUCUAAUUGAAGAGAGAUACGAAGACAAGAUUACUAACGUGCAGAAACAUUUGAAGAAGUUCUACAGCCAGGAGCUGAAGGAGCGUGAUCAGGAGAUUGAAGCUUUGUCUGCUGCACUUGAAAAAAACAAGGCAGCUGAAGUGGCGCCUGUGUUGGUGCCACAGGAAGAUGCUGAGGGGCCUCGACGCUCUCAGCGCCUCACUUCUCAAACAGAAGUCGGCAGACUGCAUGCUGAGCUCAACCAGUGUCGUGUUGAGCUGCUCACUAAGUCACAAGAGCUGACAAAGCUGAAGAUGCAGCUGGAAGUCCCAGGCUCAACAGGCACCCUCACUGGCGCCGCUGACCGCAAGCUGGAGGAUGGUCAACGGAACCUGCGUCAGCUGCGCCUGGAUUUGCAGAGGCUCGGGUUAGACUUGCAGUCUGGUGAACGAGCCUGCUGUCGCAACACAGGAGGGGAAAGGCUGCGGCAGGCACUAACAGCUGCAGAUGAGACACUGGCCAAACAGGACCAGAUCCUUUCGGACCUCCAGAAUGGCCUGAUGCUUGUAAAGGCAGACUUAAGACGGAAAGCGGAGACCCUGGCCCAGACACAGGCUGCCCGGCCCCAGCUGCCCCCGUCAGGCUCUGCUGCCUCCAACACACCAGCUUUCUGCAAGAAGAGGGGCUGUGGGGCCGCAGCGCCAAGCGACACAGAGAACCGGCCUCCGAAUAAACGGCCCUUUUUCCAGUCUCUGUUCCCGACACGCACCCCAACGCGUAAAUACAACACUCGUGCUGUUGAAGAAGCAACCCUUACCCCCUCCUCACGAAUCUUGCGGUCUCGCCAGCAGUCUCCACCUCCCAGUCCUUUCCCCACCCCCCGUAGUCUCAGGGGGAAGUACUGAGCUCUUUGGAGUGCAUCCUCUUUGAUAUUAUGCAGAAAAGAGUUUUAUUUGCUGGUAACUUUAUAGUAUUUUUAUACUGUUUUGUAUAUAAUCACUGUUUGCAGUGCGGUUAACUCACUGUUGUCAUGCCAAAUAUACUUCUGAUGUUCAUGCCAGUAAAACAGUUAUGCUUUAAAUGGGAUUGCAGUACACUACCAAGGGAGUUGAGGUGUUCUUGAGCAGUAAAGCUGCUCAGUGGCUAAUGGUUAUGGACUGCAUAGUUAAGAAUAGUGCAUGUGUGUGUGUAAUCACCCUUCACUGCUUCUGCACCUCCUCUGCAUGCCUUUGCUGCAAGUACCUGUUUUCUACAAUAAACUCUAUGAAAACAU
Messenger RNA from Epinephelus lanceolatus (giant grouper), 3223 nucleotides. It is a transcript of the gene kif20a, whose product is annotated as kinesin family member 20A. The record is from RefSeq and is a predicted model, not a curated record. NCBI's taxonomy places the organism in Eukaryota, Metazoa, Chordata, Actinopteri, Perciformes, Serranidae. Gene Ontology annotation, molecular function: plus-end-directed microtubule motor activity; microtubule binding; ATP binding. Gene Ontology annotation, cellular component: mitotic spindle; spindle microtubule; nucleus. Gene Ontology annotation, biological process: mitotic spindle assembly; spindle elongation; microtubule-based movement.